GAGGAGCGGGACCUGCUCAGAAUGGAGGCAGCAGCGGGGCCUGCCUGGGAGCCUCCUGCUGAGUCCUCCUGGGCCUGGUGGAGCCUGCCCCGAAGAGGGCGGAGGGACUCGGGCAGCAGGGGCGGCUAGGCCUCUGUGGCGCCUCCUCCUCCUUCUCCUCUUCAAGAAGGAGGCUGGGUGGCUGUGUUCACUUCGGACUGGGCUUCUCCUUCCCAGCCAGGAGCGAAAGGGAAGGCGGCCCCUGCCCUGAGCCAGGCUCCUCUGCCGCUGGGCCAAUGCGGGCCUCCUGGGGCCAGGGCCAUGGACACCAGCGACCUCUUCACCAGCUGCAAGAAGGGCGACGUCUGCCGAGUGCGAUACUAUGCUUGUCUCUGUGGACAUGAAGAACUUGUACGGUACCUUCUGGCCAGCGGUGCAAAAUGUGAAGCAAACACUUUUGAUGGGGAGCGCUGUUUAUAUGGAGCCCUGAGUGAUACUAUCCGGCGGGUGCUGAAAGAGUACAAGCAGAUCACAGCAAAAUGCAUGAAAAGAGACUACUAUGACGUCUUCCUUCAACGGCUUCUGGAACAGGGCUAUCAGAGUGACAUUGUCUUUAUUGUCCAUGGGAAGUCUUUCUGUGCUCAUCGCUGCAUACUUGGUGCUCGAAGUGCAUAUUUUGCAGAAAUGUUUGAGACCAAGUGGAAAGGAAAGAAUGUCAUUGCACUGAAGCAUCCACUGAUCAACCCAGCUGCCUUUGGCUCCCUUCUGCAGUACCUCUAUACAGGCCGAUUAGACAUAGAUGUUGAAUAUGUGAGUGACUGCAAAAGAUUGGCUAAGCAAUGUCGGCUCCAGGAUCUCAUUGAAGACUUGGAAACCAAGUGUAAAAAGGUCUAUGAAUUUGUCUCUUCCAAGCCAGGGACCUGUGUGAAGGUGCUGACGAUUGAGCCUACAGGUAACUCAAGGCUACAAGAAGACCUGGCUCUGUUAGCAGACUGUGCCCUGCCAGCUGAACUCAGGGUGGGUUUUGGAGAGUUGCCUUUUGACAGCACAGACAACUUCAGCAGCUGUCCUGAUGUAUGUUUCCGGGUGGCAGACUACAAUUUCUUGUGCCACAAGGCAUUUUUCUGUGGCCGCAGUGACUAUUUCAAAGCCCUUUUGGAGGAUCAUUUUUCUGAAAGCGAGGAGCUGCAGACACAGCCCAGCAUUCCUGUGGUGACCCUUCAUGACAUUUCAGAGGAAAUCUUUAUUAGGGUCCUCUAUUACAUUUACAGUGAUGAUACAGAGCUGUCUCCUGAGAACGCUUAUGAGGUGCUCUGUGUUGCAGACAUGUAUCUGUUACCUGGGCUGAAACGUCUUUGUGGGAGAACUUUGGCACAAGUUCUUGAUGAGGACAGUGUUGUCAGCAUCUGGAAGAUUGCAAAGCUGUUCCAGCUUACCCGGCUGGAAGAUCAGUGCACAGAAUACAUGGCAAAGAUCAUUGAAAAGCUUGUGGAGCUUGAUGAGUUUGCAGUGGCAGUGAAAGAGAAUGCUGAGGCAGUGGAAGAACGGCAGGAGACAGACUCCAUCCCUCUUGUGGAUGACAUCCGUUUCCACAUAACCAGCAAUGUACAAACAUACAGUGCCAUUGAAGAGGCUAACCAAAAACUGGAGGCUCUGGAUAAUCUUCUGGCCAGCAUUGGCCUUGAAUGCUAAUCUGGGACAAUCUCUUCUGUGACUUAAUAGAAAAUCAACUCAGAGUUCAGUUAUCGGUGCUCCCAUCAUUUUUUCUCCCUCUCUUUGCCCUUUUUCAAUAUCUGUGGUAUCUUUUAUUCUCCCAAGAAUCAUCUCCUCAAACACAGCUCAGGUUUAACAUCUUUGCUGUUUAUACACAAUAUUGUUAAUGAUACCUUGAAAGCCUGAUUUAAUUAAUUUAUUAUUUAAUACAUGCAAUAUUAUAGACUGGUGAUGUUAAUUGAAAAUUGGUGCAAUAUGCGGAGUAUUGGCACAAGAGCUUCCAGCAAGGAGACUAAAGCAAUGUAAAUUCAAGGCAAUGUCUGUUUAGAACGAAAUCAGAUUGUUCUUCAUGGUCCAUAUUAUGAAGGGUAAGCAAGGUGAUAGAUAGACACUUUUACAGAGCUACAAGGAUGUGGUGUUUGUGCAGUGGUAACUAGAUUUUCCUGCUACUUACCUUGCAGAAAUAAAUGGCUGUGUUUAAUCAUCCUGCAGCCUUAUCUUCCAGACUUUCACAACAGGGGCAGAGCAAAAACCCAGCAAUUCAGACACUUUAUUCUUCAGAAGCUCACAUUCACUCACAUUUUUGCUUUUUAUUUCACAUUUUCUGUUGUACUUAUUAAAGUACAGUGCUGUACCAGGAUGCAUGGCUCAAAAUGUGUCUGAGGUGUAAAAUGCUUGGCCACUUCCUCCUUUAUUGUGGCUUUAUUUAAACAUGGAGAUGUAGCAAGAACUUUAGAUACAUUUUUCUAUCCCAUUCCAGGUACAGUAGUGGCAUUUCUAUGGUUUCCCUGAAUCUGAAGGUUUAAUUGAAAUUGGCAUGGAGUAUGUGUGUAUGGGACAUGGGAUCUUUUCUCCUGAAGCAGAAACUAGUCCUUUGCAGAUAUUAAUAUCCAUUGGAGUUUGGAGGAACUGUCAUGCUGCUUAACUCUAGUUUUUCACUACCCACUGUCUAAACAUUUUAUAUCAUUUUUAAAUAUAUACAUACAUUUAACAUGGCAUGAUCUGUAUGUUGCACAAUUUAUUAACCAAACAAUUCUGGCUUGUAUCCAUUGGGGUAUAGACACUUUAGUCCCCAUGCAACUAUGCUAAUCACAGCAUUAGCUGUUUGUUGUACUGACUGCAUGGAGCUAAUACACAAGUGUGAACAUAUAAUGAUAAUCAGUUGUUGACAGCAGAAGUUGUAACUGGCAAUGUCAAGCUAAUUUUUAUGGUUGCCAAGAGUGGUAAGAUAACUAUAGUGGGAGGUGCAAUAUCAAUCCUUUUUCUCUGUGAAUAACACCUAAGGAGUAAUUAAUACCUUCAUACAAAGCAGCAGGGGAAGGACAUAGAAGUAUCCUCAACCGAACCAGCAUUAGUUAUGAGCUCUUCAGAUUGGCCUUUGGUAGCUUGCAUUACCAUGAUGGACAGAUGUGCUACAUACUGGUUGAGGGUUUGGGGGAAAUUAGCUGUGGGAACUAAGUGGACAGAGCUAAAUAUACUCCCCCACCCCCCAAAGCUCACACUCAGAGUGUGCUGUGUGCUUUCUCUCCAGUGCUCACAUCAAAAUUAAAUGAAGGGCUGAAUGGAGAAGCAGUUUGGGCUGCAUAAUGUCCAUUCCAGUUUGACUAGUAUUUCUCCUUUGAAUUUAGUAAAAUACCAGAUUUGCUAAGGGAUGUCCCUUAAGGCUGCCAUGGGUUGGUGGACUUUUAAUACAGGAAUGUCAUGUUAGAAAGUAUUUUGGCAUCUUCUACCUGGGUGAGGUAAGAAUGUGAGAGAGAUGGGGUGUGGUAUAGCAUGGAAACAUUUAACACUAGCCAAGAUCAUGCAGGAAGUCUGUACUGUAUUGCCGCUCUAAAAUUAUGUACCUAAAUAUACAAAUUUUAAAGGGAAAUAAAUGAGAUUCAUUUUGGAAUAAAAUUGUCCCUCUGGUAAUACUACUAUUAGUUGUUAAAUCAAUUGCUUUAGUAGAUUAACUUUAGUGAACACAUUAACCUGGCAGAUGUGGUUAACUCAUUAACAUCAACUUUCCAUGUGCUAAUAAGUAUUCACAAGUGACGCUAAGAAUUUGUUUCUUCCAUUUCAUGGCUGUGACAAGAACCCUUUUCAUUAUAACUAGAAUCUAGGUAGCAUUAUGCAAUCACAAAAGUGGAGUUAGUGCUCAUCAGAAGGUACUGUCUGCCAAGCUAGACAUACAUCUUUGUUAAAUGCUUUGUGGAAAAGCUGAAAUUAAAUGGAAGGAGGGAGGUAUGUGUAUGUUUCAGAUUUUACAGGUCAACAGUUCAUAAUACCAGAGAGAUAUAGUGACAGAACUUGAGUAAUUUGGUCUGGAUAUCUCCAGAAGAUCAAAUAUCAUCUGUAUGUAAGUACGUAUGACAUUGUUUCCAUUUGGGUUCUCCCAGAGGUGCUGAGGCAUUUUGUCAUGUUUCACCUCUGCUCUGAAAUACACCAGAGCAUUCCUUAGCAAUGUUGAUUUUCUAAAUGAGUCUCCCUCAGGCCCAAGCACAUACAAAUCUAUGCAACAUGCAACAGUUUGGAGCUACAAAAUUAAAUGCAUUACCUUGAUAAACGAUGGAGAAUUUGGAGGCUGAUUUUGUGCUAAAGAAGGCAAACCUCUUAAAGGAACAUGCAACUUCAGAAUCAUUUGACUAGGUCUAUUAUGCAGGAACUGUAAACGAAUGACCCAACCAAUGUGUUAGCUUCUUAGGCGUUUCACCAAAGACAUAUUUCAAAGCAAAGUUUGAUGCUGCAGUAAGGAGAGCCUAGGUUGGGCAGCCUAGAAGUGGGCAGCAUGGCCCUCCAGAUGAUGCUGGACUACAGUUUUCAUAGUUUUCAGCAGUGGCUACACUGUCUAGAGUUAAUUGGAUUUACAGUCCAACAGCAUCUGGAUGGUACAGGUUGCUCACCCCUGGUCAGAAUAGAAAUAAUCUCUAUUAGAAGUGGAAGUUCCAUGAAUAAAAGGGGAAGAGUUGAGCUGGAGAUUUGAUUCUGUUCCUCAGUCUUCCUCUUAGCCAUCUGAAACAUUUUUUCAUGAUACAGUAUCUGUUAAAUUCAGCAAGCCAAUGGUUAUAAAUCUUUAUUGUUUAUAUGAAUAACUCUGCCACUGAAUUACUGGAAUAAAAAUAAACACAAAGACGAAAAGAGUCCAGCAAAGUCAAAGUGAAAUAAAUACAGGAAAUUAAUGAAAUGUUGAUAAAAUACAAUAUUGGGUUACAUCCAGUGAAAGGACUUUCUUUCUUUCUUUGAUUUUUUAAACAAUUUUAUUGCCAGUGGAAAGGUCACUAACUUCUGGAAUAAAAAGUCAGGUUGGCCUUUCCCAGUAACAGCUUUGCUCAAAUUGUUCAGUGUGCUGGAUAAAAUCAGAAUGGAUGACUAGCAUGAUUACAUUUAGUAGUUACGCCUCUUGAGUUCAAGAUCCUCAGUGAUUGUCCCAGCAUUCCAACUGUCUGAUAGCAUUUAAUUUAUUUCCCUUUGCAAAAUGGGGGAGAUGAGGUGAGCAAAUACUGCUCAGCCUUUCAUCAAAAAUCAUAUUCUUUAAAUGCAGGGAGGGGACCCCGGGGGGGAGGGAGAUUAUGGGAUUCUAUAUUUAUUGAACAUAUUUUUCUUGCCUUUUGGUGUAACCGUAUUGCAAAGCAAUUUUAAGAUCUUUCUUCUGAUUAUUUAUGUCCCAUUUUGUUUACAUUGGCACCACCCUUUGAUAUUUGUUAAAGAGAAUGUAAAGCUUUUCAGAAUGGCAGUAUAAUAAUAUAUUUAAUAGCUUAAUAUAUAAGCAUGUGUGAGACAAUAAAGAGUCUAUUUCAUUAGA
This is a messenger RNA of Sceloporus undulatus (fence lizard), 5473 nucleotides long. It is a transcript of the gene ABTB1, whose product is annotated as ankyrin repeat and BTB domain containing 1. Gene Ontology annotation, molecular function: protein binding. The record is from RefSeq and is a predicted model, not a curated record. The transcript has 11 exons. Gene Ontology annotation, cellular component: ubiquitin ligase complex; cytoplasm. Lineage: Eukaryota; Metazoa; Chordata; Lepidosauria; Squamata; Phrynosomatidae. The coding region runs from base 301 to 1671 and encodes 456 amino acids.